Messenger RNA from Vitis riparia (riverbank grape), 1508 nucleotides. RefSeq lists its product as uncharacterized. The record is from RefSeq and is a predicted model, not a curated record. Lineage: Eukaryota; Viridiplantae; Streptophyta; Magnoliopsida; Vitales; Vitaceae. The transcript has 9 exons. Bases 262 to 1341 code for a protein of 359 amino acids.
AUCCACAUUGAUUUGAGAUUCUCAGGUUCUGUAUACAUUACUUUCAGCUGCAUUAAGCCCAGGCACAGCCCCAGCUUUUGCUCUGAAAACCCUGGAAACACCUUGAAAUCAUCUCAGUUCACGGUGAGAACUUGCUCAUUUUGGGGAUUUUGGGUUUAGCUUUAAACAAUUUUGGCCCUGCCUUACUCAUAUUUCCUGAGCAGCUGCAAGGAAGAUCCCAUAAUCAAACAAACAGAAGCAAAAGACAUGUAUUGAAGUGAAAUGAAGAAAUUACAGGGUUCAGCAGUAAAGCAAGCCUCAACACAAAUAUCACAUGAGGCACAAAGUGAUCAACAAAAUAGCACAUCUGAGGGUCCAGUAGUGGAUUCAGGUUCAGUAUCCAGUUCAAACAACGAGACCAGGAAAGUUUCACAUCAAGAUAUUGAAUUUGUCCAGAAUUUGAUAGAACGGUGUCUACAGUUGUACAUGAACAGAGAUGAGGUUGUAAAAACCCUUUCGACUCGGGCAAGAAUAGAGCCUGGAUUUACAACCUUGGUAUGGCAUAAACUGGAAGAAGAAAAUGCUGACUUUUUCAAGGCCUACAACAUAAGGCUAGAGUUGAAGAGGCAAAUUAUUGUGUUCAAUCAAUUACUUGAACAUCAGUACUAUCUGAUGAACCACCCAGUACCUCCAAAUGUUCCACUGGCUCCCAUACAGAAUGGGAUUCAUCACAUGCCUGUUAACAAUUUGCCUAUGGGAUACCCUGUUCUGCAGCAGCCUCCUCUUCCAGCUACACAUAUCAACUCCAUGAGCUGCAGUAUGUCUUCUUCCCGUGUGGUAAAGGGGAUCCCUGCAUCAGGAAAUUUCCAUCCUAUUCAAAUGAAUGCUGCGAAUGAUGUGCUACUUGACAGAACUGCAUCUGAUCCGGUACCCGGUAUUCCUACUGCUGGAGUUAAGUCAGAGGUGGCUUCGAGUCCUCCAUCAGUGGCAUCCAAUGGCCAUUUUUCUUUUGCUCCAGAGAUAUCAGGAAUGAGUGUGGAUGCAUCCACCCUUCACUCAACAUUUACAUCUGAUGUGUCAAGUUCAGAAGGACUGCAACUGGGGCCAGAUGGUGGGACUGGAAAUCCGAGGGAAUCAUUCUUGUCAUUAGCUCAUAUUCCAUGGAGUUUUAGCCUUACAGAUCUAACUGUGGACUUGCCAAACUUGGAAGAUAUUGGAGCACUGGGAAACUAUUCUGGUUCCCCCUUUCUACAAUCAGAUAUUUUGCUUGAUUCUCCUGAACAAAAUGAUAUAGUUGAGGAGUUCUUCGUGGACAACGUCCCUGGUCCAGACUCUCAAUCAGAUGAAGAGAAAAAACCUUAACAAAGGUGUGGCCUUCCGUACUUAUGCACCUUUUGGUUGUUAGGGGUGAUAAGAGGCCAGUAAAGGUGUUACCACUGGAAUGGUUUUUCAGGAUUUUCGCCAAACGUACGAUAUUUAUUAAUGUGUUUUAAUUUUUUAUUUAUAUUUCAUCUCAAUCAUCUUUUUAU